Messenger RNA from Coccinella septempunctata (seven-spotted ladybird), 3142 nucleotides. RefSeq names its product kinesin-like protein subito. The record is from RefSeq and is a predicted model, not a curated record. Lineage: Eukaryota; Metazoa; Arthropoda; Insecta; Coleoptera; Coccinellidae. Gene Ontology annotation, molecular function: microtubule binding; ATP hydrolysis activity; ATP binding. The transcript has 4 exons. Bases 128 to 3052 code for a protein of 974 amino acids. Gene Ontology annotation, biological process: microtubule-based movement. Gene Ontology annotation, cellular component: microtubule; kinesin complex; nucleus.
GCUCUCUGGUUAGAGAUUCGAAUUUUAUUUUCAACCGUCAUCAUCCGUGAACUAUUUGAAAUGUUAAGAAAAGCUAUAUAUUUUAUAUCGUAGAGUAUUUUGUAAAGUGGACAACUACAUUUUCAAAAUGAAUCUUAAUUUUCCAGAAGAUGUGUCGUAUAUAAGGUCUAGAGACCCUAGCAUCCAAAAUUUCAAUUGGAAAAAUCUGAAUAAUGUUAGGGUAAAUUUGCAAUUCUCAGUGAAUGAAAAAACUGAUAGGAAAAAAUCCAUUGUUGAGGGAGACAACAGCUGUAUUGUAAAAGAUGAGAUCCCCAUAUAUCUUAGAAUCAAGCCAAGUACGAAUGCAGAAGAUUAUGUAAUUCAUGAAAACCAACUACUUUAUAGAACUUCUGCCAAGAAUAAAGAAGCCAUUUACAAGAGAAUAGAAUUUUCAAAAAUAUUCAAUGUUAAUUCUAGGCAAGUUCAUAUUUUUGAUGAGAUUGUUAAAAUAAGGGUACUGGAAUUUUUGAAUGGAAAAGAUACAACUUUAUUCACAUUCGGUACACCUGGGGCAGGGAAAACUUAUACAACCAUUGGUACUCCGGAAGAACCUGGAUUUUUUCCCAGAACUUUAGAAUAUAUUUUCAAAACUUUGCCAGAAUUACCCGAUGUUGCUUCAGUGAAACCCUCCCCGGAAGGUAAAGUUAUUCGGUUGAAUCCAGAUCAGAAAAGAUUUGAACAGACCUUAAAAGCAAGCAUUCUGAGGUCACAAAGAGCAACUGACAGAUCGAGAAAUAUAAAAUCAUAUCAAGCAAUGCAAGAUAAACUCAGAUGUGAACCUUUCGCUUCUUUAGAACAGUUAUCAGAAGUUUCACUAGGCGUAUGGGUCUCUUUUGUAGAAAUUUCAAAUGAGGAAAUUUAUGAUCUACUUCAAAGAAAUAUUCCCACCAAUGGUGAUAAAAAAAAGCUUCGUCUGGGUAUUUCGAAUGGGAAACCCUACAUCAAAGACCUGACAUACCUCUGUGUUUCAAGCGGAUUGGAAGCUUACCAAGUUUAUCAGUAUGGUGCACAGAAAUUGAAAUGUCCAAAAACUAGCAUGCGGUAUUCUAACCGGUCACAUUCAAUUUUCACAAUUAAAAUAGCUCAUACAUUAGCAAAUAGAGAUACAUCAUUCAUAUCAUGUUUAAAUAUUUGCAAUCUUGCUGGAGCGGAUGGAACUAGGAGGGCUAAUGAUAGGGAUCGAUCAAAAGAAUGUAAUAGUAUUAAUAACUCGCUUUUGGUUCUUGGAAAGUGCAUUAAUAAUCUGGUGAAUUCUCUGAAAAAUCCUAACAUAAAACACAUAAUUCCGUAUAGAGACUCUAAACUCACUCAGUUAUUUCAAAGGGCUUUAUCAGGUUUGGAGGAUUUUUGUAUAAUAGUUAAUAUAAACUCCUCUAAAGAAGCAGCUGAAGAUACACAUAGUGUUCUUAAUUUUUCUGCAUUAACAAAAGACAUCAUAUCGAAAGAAAUGGUAAUGAAAUAUGUCUCAUCUAAUAAGUCUAGAGAUUUCUUUGAAUUCGAUGAAGAAAUAAAGAUGCUAGAAGAAGCCUUGGAUGAAAGAAAAUUCAGUUACGAAGACUUGAAAAGAAAUCGACCCACUAAUUACAAAUUAGAAAAAGAAGCCCUCAUAAAGGGGUGGGAAGAAAUUUUCAACGACUCCAAAGCCUUAUUCCAUAGGAAAAAAAAAUUUUUGCAAGAAGAAUGUGAAGAGUUAUAUCGGUUGGAAUUGCAGAAGAUUGAACAAGAUAUGAAGAGAAAAAUUGAAAAGAACAAAAUGAAAUUGUUGAAGAGAAAAACGGAUGAAGUUAUAGAAUAUCUCAAGAAAAAAUUCGAAGAUAAUGAAAUAGAUUUGAAAAUUUCCAAAGAUAAUAUAAAUCAAUUGGAGAAAAAAUUACAAGAAAUCAAAGAACUGUCACUUGGAAUCGAAAGUAGAAACAAAUUGAUUGUGGAGUAUGAAAGAAUUCUUGAAAAAAUGGAAAUGGAUUCAUUUCUGUUCAAUGAAAUUUGUUGUGAGGGGAAAGACAGCAUAGUUGGGUCAGAUUCUGAAGUUCAUAUAGUAGAAAAUACAGAUGAAAGCAUUGACGAACUGGUUCGAAAAGGUGAAGUGUUGAAUUCAGUUAAUUGUUCUUCAAAUCUAGAUGACAAUUUUUCAACUUCAAAUGGUGUAUCAAAAACUUCUGAAAUUAAUUCUGCUUUAGAACAAACACAAUUCGAUGCACUCUCAAUAAGUGAAAACGAAUGUGAACAGCAGAACAGUAUGAUAGUAGAUCACAAUUCAAGUUUGCUAAAUGAAGGAAGUUCUCUAGAGUUGAUUACUACUCCAGAGCAAACGCAAAAUUGUAGACUAUCGAUAAGUAAAGAUGAAUGUAGACAGCAGAAUAGUGUGAUAGAAGAUUGUAAUUCAAGUUUGAGUUCUCUAGAGUUGAAUAAUACUCGGGAGCAAACUCAAAACAAUAGACUCUCAAUUAGCAAAAAUGAAGAUAGACUGCAGAAUAGUAUGAUAGAAGAUUAUAAUUCAAGUUUGUUGAAUGAAGAGAGUUCUCUAGAGUUGGUUACUACUCUGGAGCAAACGCAAAACGAUAAACUCUCGAUAAGUAAAAAUGAAUCUAGGCAGCAGAAUAGUAUGAUAGAAGAUUGUAAUUCAAGUUUGAGUUCUCUAGAGUUGAAUAAUACUCGGGAGCAAACUCAAAACAAUAGACUCUCAAUUAGCAAAAAUCAAUGUAAACAGCAGAAUAGUAUGGUAGUAGAUUAUAAUACUAGUUUGAUAAACGAAGAGAGCUCACCUGAAUUGGUUACUACUCUGGAGCAAACGCAAAUGGAUAUAUCCUCAUUGAAUAAAGUCGAUUCUGAAGAGGAUGAAACAGAAGCGGAAAAUAUGAAUGAGACAUAUGAUGAAGGUAUAGAUGGGUCAAUUUCAUCAGUAAAUAUAGCUGAAAAUAAUGAAAGAAAUAGCGAGUCCCUAAGUUCAGAUGAUUUGAUUGGAAGUACAGGUGAUUCUUUUAGGCUAACUGUUGGCGGCGCUCUUUUGAGUUGAUUCGAAUUGUUUUUCUUCAAGUAUGAUUUUUUUAAUAUUUUUAUGUGUAUAAUGUGAUAUGUUAAAUAAAAGUUUUAUGUUCUAUCGCAA